UUUUCAGAUUUUGAAACAGAAGUUUCUUCUUAGGAAUUUCUGUUUCUACUCUCUGCGCUGUGCUAGUACGCCCUACCAAGCAAAGGUUUGGCGUACGUACACACACUGAUUUGUGAUUCGUUUCACUACGAAACUCUAUACUGCUCCUGAUAUGAGCGUGGUCGAAGGGGUUUACGCUAACCAUGCACUACUGACAAUCAUAAAUGAUUUGGUGGGUAAGGAAGUGUUGGUUGAAGCGGUUGACGGGGCAAAGUAUUCGGGCAUAUUUUGUGCAUGUUCCCCAGAGUUCGACAUUGGACUACGGCAUGCAUAUAAAAUAACCACGGGUAACAGUGAGAAUCUGCUGCCAAAACGGGAGGAUAUGACUGCAAAAAUGUUAUUCAAGUUCAGUGAUAUUGUUGCCAUGUCUGCACUUAUGAACGAGGAGAAGGUCAUUAGAGGAUUUGCAACCGAUCGAGACUACCACACAAAGCAGCAGAAUGGAAGACUUGACGGCGAAGAGCAUGAACUUCAAGAAUGGAGCGCCGACGAAGACGGAGAAGAGAUUGAGCCGCUAGAUCAAAUGCCAGAUCAACGUCAGCGAUAUCAACGAAAUAACGGAUGGAAUGUUGAAGAGAUGUUUAGCACAAAUUCACAAAUGGGAGUACAGUCGACAUAUGAAGAGGAUUUGCGUCAGUAUACAACUGCCCCAGUAGAAGGUAGUGAAGAAGAUCGCCGUCGAGCUGAUCAGAUUGCAAGAGAAAUUGAGAAUAGCCAGCAGAGCAAGUUUGCCGCUCGCUUAGAAAAUGAUGAUGAUGAGCGCGAUCUCGAUAAAGCGACUACUGAGGACGAUUUUGAGCUUCAGAGCAAGCGCGGUGGUGGAGCAGGAGGACGCGGUAACUUUACUAAUCGCAAUCAACGUAAUGGUGCAAAUGGGCCGCCGUUAGGGAAUCGUCGUGCUGACGCGCUCAAAGGCGGACAAGAUCGGAGAGGAGGUGGUACUCCAGGCAGAUAUCCGACUCAGCAGCAUAAUGCCAACACACCACAAAAUAGGGGAAUGCCAGGCAACAAAUAUGAACAGAGACCACGUCCUACUGGUCAAGAACUGCAAGACGGUUUCAAUGAAUUCUCUUUGAAAGAAGGUAACUCUCGCAGAGAUCCAUCCCAAGGACAAACCACUAGAACAUAUGAAAAUAAGAAUCAGAGUCAGUCGAACAAAAUUUUACUUGAACCACGAUCGAGUGCUUCACCUCGAGGUGCCCCAACGGAUCCGAAAUCCCAACCUGGUGCAGCCGCUAGACGUGCAGAUGGUUUGCGUGGAUGGAAUCAAGAAUUCAACAAUAACUACCGCCCAGAGGGCAAAGUGGACACUCCUCGAGAAUCUCCGGCACGACCCGUGCUAGCCGCACCUUCCGGUAACGCAUGGGCGCGUGGUCCGCCGACAAGUGUCACAAAUGCACAUAAUUCUUCACAAAGAGCCACGCCCACACCAGCAUCACCCCCUCAUGCCGUGGAAACCAGUCCACAGGACCCCAUGCCAAGUUCUACCAAUGAUCAGCAGGUUGAAGCCGCGGCAACCACCUCAUCUCCUCGUACCGAUGGCAGUUCUCCGGCUACUGCAUCAGCGCCAGCGCCAAGCACACAAACGACCUCACACGAAGCCACACCAGAUUCGACAGCGACAAGUGCGACUACCGAGAAAGAAGAGGGAACAAAGAAAUUCACCUUCAACGUCAAUGCACCUGCCUUCAAACCACGUAGUGCUCAAACACAAAUUCAAGCUCAACAAGUUGGUCCCCCUCCGGGUGGACCACCACAGGCCAUGAUGGGCGCAGUCCCUAUGGUGCCUGCAGGAGUACCCAUUCAGACUGCCAUGCCACCCCCUGGAAUGCUUCCUACGAUGCAAACUGGUCAGCCCCCAGUGUUAGUCCAGUGGCAAGGAGCUCCUGGACAGCAAGCAACGUAUCAGAUGCCUGGUUAUCAAUAUGUGGUCACUGGCGGACAGCCCGUAAGUAUGAUGCCCAGUCAACCAAUGACAAUGGGCGGGCCGCGACCGGGUGGCCCUCCAGCAGUUGCAUUUCAGGGGAGUCGACGGCAAGUCAUGGUUCCUCAUACAGCAGCUCAAUGGCAACCUCAUGUGAUGCAAGUUGGCCAGGGCAUGACGUACCUUCAGGUCCCGUACGCCUACCAGUCGUUCUCCGUACAAGCCGGUGCAUCCGGCGGUGGAAGUGCUGGUGUCGUACCGCCACCACCACCCCAAGGUGGCUUUGCUGGUCCACAAGCUCCACCUCCGCAAAUGAUGCCCGGCACUCCACAAGCGGGUGCGCCGCCACCGGGUAUCUAUCCACAACGAUUUGUUCCCGCCCAGGGUUAUGUACUGCCGCAAGCAGGAGUUCAAGGACAAACUCGGUUUCCGACGCCGCAGCAAACGCCGCAUCAGGGGAUGGAGGCAGCACAUUUCCAAAGUCAAGGAGCUCCCGGCUCAGCUGCAGCUUCCACUGGACCGAAUAGCCAACCUCCCACUCCGGGCCCAUCACCGGCGCAGGGUCGCGGUGGCUCUCCUGGCGGUCAACAAGCUAUGCAACAGUCCGUUGGUCCACCGCCACCACAACAGUUCAUGGCACCAGCCUCUGCGGCUCCACCUCCACAUUUCUAUGCAGCACAACCGGUGUAUGGUAUGUACUCUGCGCCUACUGGUCAAGGAAUGGUAGUAUACGGUGGCCCAGGCGGUGUGCCGAUGACCAUGCCACCCACACAUCAUGACCCUACUAUGAUGCAACAACCGCAUCCGCAACAAACACAGCAACAACAACAAGCUGGUGGUGUACCACCGCCGCCACAUCAACAGUACACCAUGCCACAUGAGGGUUAUGGUAGUUUUGUGCAAGCCGCUCCCUUCUAUCAACAACCACCGCCGAAUCAGAUGUCUAGACAAAAUUCAGCACCACAAUCUAUGUAUCAACAGCAAGGGCCCGGCGGUCCCCCACCGCAACAACAGCAGCAAGCACCUCCCAAUCCGCCUUCGACCGCGCCUCCCCAGCAGCAGUAA
Cylicocyclus nassatus is the source of this 3028-nucleotide messenger RNA. Lineage: Eukaryota; Metazoa; Nematoda; Chromadorea; Rhabditida; Strongylidae. The record is from the annotation of a GenBank genome assembly.